This is a messenger RNA of Striga asiatica, 2265 nucleotides long. Lineage: Eukaryota; Viridiplantae; Streptophyta; Magnoliopsida; Lamiales; Orobanchaceae. The record is from the annotation of a GenBank genome assembly.
AUGAAGGGGAUGCCCUUACCCUUCGAUUUUGAAGGGAAGGGGGUUUUAGACUUGGAGCAGCUGUUUGUUCAGAACAAGAAUUGUUUUCCAAAUUUUGCUCCUCAAAUCUCAUCUGAAUUUAUUUUUGAGAAAAAUUGUUUCUUGAAUCGUAAUAGCUACUGCUUUGUCGAGCCCACAUCUGUACUGGAUUCUGCGAAAAUUCCCAGCCGACCCUCAUCCUCGUCAAACCUGUCUUCAUCUCUCGGCGGCGGCGGCGGCGCUUCGACCGACACGGCCGGCGUGGCGGCGGUAUCGGACGCUAACCCCUCUCCUAAAUGGCAGCAGCACGACUCCACAACUGCCACCAGCUCCAAUGCCGGCGGUGGGGACAACGGAGCUGAACCCGACCUCCUCCCCGUCCCCCCGCCCCUCGAGAUCAGCGCCGGCGGCGCCGCCGGGAACCCUGAGAAGUUCGCCAUGGAGGACUGGGAGGGCGUGCUGUCGGAGACGGUGGCCGUCUCCCCCGGCCAAGAGCAGUCCUUUUUCCGGUGGAUCAUGGGCGACGUCGAGGACCCGUCCAUGGGAAGCCUGAACCGUGUCCUCCACAUCGGCGGCGACGGCGGAUCCUCCGCGCCGGAGCUCGAUUUCAGCGGCGGCUUUUCGUCGAACGUAGAUCAGGGUUUCAGCUCCGGUGAAUUCUUCAUGUCCGCGGCCCCAAACAACAGCAGAUCUGAAAAGAACAACAUCGAUCUGACCUCAAAUCCGACCACUAAUUUGAAUCUGAAAUUCUCUCAGAAUGUAAUGCAAAACCCAUCUUCAGCCUUCAACCUCAGCCCCAUCGCUUUCGAUACAUCCCAAGAAAUAAAGCCGCCCCCCAUUUUCAAUCCCCAGCUAUUGAUCAGCCAGCACCAAACCCAGCAUGCUCAAAACCCUUCCUUUUUCCUCCCUCUUUCAUACUCCCAGCACCAGGAGCCGACCAUCUUCGGGCCGCCCCAGCCCAAGAGGCACAACUCCGGCGGCCUCCUCGAUGUAGGGUUCCAGCCCAGCGGCCCAAUCUCGAAGGGCCCAUUCACAGACACCAUCCCGAACCCCCACCAGCUUCAGUUCCUUCCCCACUACCUGCAACAUCAUCAGCGCCCUAUUGGGCCGGCCCUGGGCCCGAGGCCCAAGCCCGACGAUAGCCGGCAGCUUCAGCAGGCAGUGGUGGACCAGAUUCACAAGGCGGCAGAGCUGGUCCAAACCGGAGACCCUGUUCUCGUGCAGGGGAUAUUGGCGCGGCUCAAUCACCAGCUCUCUCCUGAAGGAAAGCCCUUUAUGCGGGCCGCAUUCUACUGCAAGGAGGCCUUGCACUUGCUCCUCAACAACAACAACAAUAAUAAUAAUAAUAAUAAUAAUAUUGCCACAUCAUCGCCUUUCGGCCUCGUCUUCAAGAUCGGGGCCUACAAGUCGUUCGCCGAGAUCUCUCCCUUGGUCCAGUUCGCCAAUUUCACCUGCAACCAAGCGAUUCUUGAAGCAGUCGAGGGUUUUGAACGGAUUCAUGUGGUGGAUUUCGAUAUCGGGCUCGGAGGUCAGUGGGCCUCCCUCAUGCAGGAGCUUGCGUUGCGGAAUACGGGCCUGAUCACACUGAAAAUCACGGCCCUAGCCUCGGCUCCCCAUGACCAGCUCGAGCUGGGCCUGACCCAGGAGAAUCUGAUCCAGUUCGCGGCCGAGCUCAAUAUUGGGUUCGAAUUCGACGUGAUUGGACUGGACUCGCUGAGCUCCGGUUCUUGGCCCAGCCCGUUUAACCCUUGGGAAGGUGAGGCGGUUGUGGUGAAUCUCCCGAUAGGCUGCCUCGCUGGCGGCUGCCAGCUCAUUCUUCGUUUUGUGAAACACCUUUCCCCGAAGAUUGUGGUCUCGGUAGAUAGAGGGUGUGAAAGGACGGAUUUACCCUUCGCCAACCAUGUGAUCCAUGUCCUCCAAUCGUGCUCGAAUCUCCUCGAGUCUUUAGAUGCGGUCAAUGUGAACAUGGAUGCCCUGCACAAGAUCGAACGCUUCUUGCUUCAGCCAGGGAUUGAGAAAAUCGUAAAUGCUCGGUUUCGAGCCCCUGAGAAGACUCAGCAUUGGAGAACACUUUUCCUUUCUUCCGGAUUUUUGCCUGUCGUGUUCAGCAAUUUUGCCGAGUCUCAAGCGGAGUGCGUGAUCAAGAGGACUCCAGUUCGGGGGUUUCAGGUCGAGAAAAGGCAGUCCACCCUCGUGCUUAGCUGGCAGAGGAAGGAGCUUAUAUCGGCUUCGGCUUGGAGAUGCUAA